AUGUCAUAUCUAACAGAAAUCAUUUCAGCACUUGCUGCAGCUAGGCCUAAAUGGUUUAGCGGUAAUGGAGUAGAGCACGUCCAAGCUCAUGCAGCAGAUCGACUGCCGUCUGAAACAAACAGAAUAAUUGACUCCCUCGACGCUGUUCAGCCUGAGGUGUUUGGCGGUAACGAAGUCGAACGUCUAAAGGUACGCGCUGCAGCCCGUCGACUGCUUGCCAGGGUGGAGACACCAUAUGAGCGUGCCUGGGGCUUCUGUUUUGAACAGCCUGUCGUCUUUGCCGCUCUACAGACAUGCAUCGACUUGGGUCUUUGGAAGUCCUGGACGAAAGUAGGAGGGGAGAAGUCUAUCAAUGAACUGGUCGCAUUUACCACUCCCGCUGUCGAUACAAACCUACUACGUCGAUUGUUCCGCUUGCUGGCUGCUUUCAACGUUGUUGAGGAGACAGUGGAAGACAGAUUCAAACCAACUCCGUUCUCGAACGCUAUCGGCGAUGAGAGCACCAAGGUCCGCGCCUCACUUCAAGCAGCGACUAAUCAAUACCUUGCUGCUGGUCAUAACCUGCCGACUUAUCUAGCAAAGAUAUCUUACAAAGAGCCCACGGAAGUCAAUACUAAUAAUCACUCGGACAGUGACCCCGACGGCCUCAACUUCUUUGGGCGAUUGCAGAGAAGCCCCGCUUGCUACGAAGCUUUCAAUGGCCACAUGGAAGCAUGGACGGCAUGGAAAACUCCGUGGACUAAGGUCUAUGAUACAACAAAGUUGCUAGAGGGUGCCAAGCUAGACGAUGGCUCUCCAUUCGUGGUUGAUGUUGGUGGGAGCACUGGGAUUGAUAUUUCCCACGUUCUUGCAAAACAUCCAGGCCUUCCCAGUGGAUCACUAGUCCUGCAGGAUCUUCCAGAAGUGAUUGGCAAAGCGACAGUUGAUGAUAAGAUCACGGCUAUGGUUCAUGAUUUCUUCUUACCUCAGCCAGUGAAAGGGAGUCGUGCAUACUUUAUGCACGCAGUUCUUCACGAUUGGCCAGAUGACAAGGCUAAGCAAUUGCUUGUGAACACUAAAAAUGCAAUGGUCAAGGGCUAUUCUAAGCUUUUUAUUUAUGAUAUUGUUCUUCCUCCCACAGGAGCGAGCAUCAGUCAGGCCACAAUGGAUGUGGAGAUGAUGUCGUUGUUAUCGGCUUCUGAGCGAACACAAGGCGCAUGGACGAAGCUGUUGACCGAUGCUGGGCUUCAAAUUGUUAACUUUUGGCCCGACCCUCAACAGUAUGAGAUGGUCAUUGAGGCUGAGGUCGCCUAG
Molecule: messenger RNA, 1293 nt
Organism: Penicillium concentricum
Lineage: Eukaryota; Fungi; Ascomycota; Eurotiomycetes; Eurotiales; Aspergillaceae
Product: Winged helix-turn-helix transcription repressor DNA-binding
Exons: 4
Coding region: 1-1293 (430 amino acids)
Molecular function (GO): O-methyltransferase activity
Source: RefSeq, a predicted model, not a curated record